This is a messenger RNA of Brassica napus (rape), 2357 nucleotides long. Its product is annotated as putative FBD-associated F-box protein At5g53635. The record is from RefSeq and is a predicted model, not a curated record. Bases 921 to 2357 code for a protein of 478 amino acids. Gene Ontology annotation, molecular function: protein binding. The transcript has 3 exons. Lineage: Eukaryota; Viridiplantae; Streptophyta; Magnoliopsida; Brassicales; Brassicaceae.
AAAUACAAAUAAAAUAAUCUCCAAAUAUUUAAUUAUUUUUAUAUUUAAUUAUUUUUAUAGUAUGUAAAUCUGCAAAAAAUAAUAAUACUUAUUUCAACUUUUUAUAAGAUAUAUAUGAAUAGUUUUAAAUCAAAUAAUUUAAAAGAAGAUAAAUAAAAUGUUACUAAAAAGGUUGAACCUAAUAUUUUAUAUUGUUUAGACACAAGAUUUGUUAUUGUGUUGUUUGAAAAUACAUUUAGUAGUAUAAUAUUAUUUUCUAUAAUUAGAAGAGUGAAUGUAACUAUAUAGUAAAAGGAUGUAGUUAAUUUAAAACCUGUAAAAAAAAGUUGGAUUCUGUUUUAAUAAGAAAGAUGUAUCAUGUAUCAUAUUACUUAAACUAUAUCGUUAAAUUAUAUCGUUAUUUGUUGAAUCAUAAUUGUUUUAAUGGUUGUACACUUAACACUUGGAUGUACUUUCUCUUUUAAAUAAAGUUUACUUGUUGACAAAAAAAUUUAAUCUUUGCGGGUGAGUGGAAGAUGGGAAAACUAAUCAAACCCUAUAAAUAGAUGUCACACCCACGAGUACAAAACAAGGUUUUCUAUCGGAUUCGUCUCUCUUCCACCCACUUUCGGUUCGUCUCUUCUGCCUCAAGCAUACGUCUCUUGAACACCGUUAAUUGUUUUGGUCAAAAUAAACAUCGUUAAUUGUAGUUUGUUUCCAUCUGUCUCGGCGUUUGACCUAUAACUUUUGGAAUAUAUAGACGUCUGAUGUUGCUAGUCUAGGGCUUUUUUUUAACUCUGUUUUCGUUAAUGCUGAUUAUGUCGUUUGGUUGCAACUCGUAAGCUAUGUCUCCAUAUAACCUAGGCGGCUAGGCCUCCAAAUAAACUUGCGUUUUCACUUUUUUUUUUUUUUUUUGCAGAACAGAAUUUACAGUAGAAAAAAUGAUUGGUAAAGGGAAAUCCAAAUAUGUUAGUUCUAAAGAGUUGAGUCAGAGAUCUAAGGAAGAUGGGGACAGGAUAAGCAAUUUACCUGACCAUUUGAUAUGUCAGAUAAUUUAUCUUCUCUCCACAGAGGAAGCUGUUAGGACAAGCGUUUUAUCCACUAGAUGGAGACAUGUUUGGCUUUGGCUUCCUGGUUUUGAAUUGAGUUCCAGAAAGUUCUCAGAUACCAAUGCCUUUGUGAGCUUUGGUGACAGAUUUUUGGAUUCUAGUAGGGUUACAUGCAUACGGAAACUCAAGUUAACUUUGGGGGAUAAUGCAAACACUGUAAAGGACGGCUCUUAUUUCACGUCAUGGAUUGAUGCUGCAAUAAAGCUUAAGAUCCAGCAUCUAGACAUUGAUUGGGCUGCAUACGAUUUUUUCACUCACCGUCGCCUAAGGUUGCAUAGCUGUGAGACACUGGUAUACUUAAGACUCUCCAACUUGUUCUUGGAUGAUGAGGUGUUUGUUGUCUUACCUUGUUUGAAGACAAUGUAUUUAGAACAAAAUUGGUACUCGAGUGAGACUAAUUUGAAGAAACUUAUCUCAUCAUGUCCCGUCCUUGAAAAUUUAAAUAUUGUCGCAUCUAAUAGUGAUGCACAAGUCUAUCAGGUGCACUCUCGGUCACUGAAGAGACUCAGCAUUGAAAGAAGAAUUCUCAAAGUGUUGGAUGGUGUUCCUGGAAUUGUUAUCGAUGCUCCUCUACUAAGCUGUUUGAGCAUCCAUGAUCAUGAAUCUAAAACCUUCAUAGUAAAAAGCAAUUUGGAGUCCAAUGCAAAGUUAUAUAUUUCUCUCAACUAUGGUUUAGUUGGAUCUGAUGUCAUAAAAAGUGUUUCAUCCAGAAGUAGCUUUCGUGAUUUUCUUACUGGGAUUUCGAUGGUCGGGGAUAUGAUAAUAUCUCAAAGUACAUCUCAGCUCAUUUGUCUAUACUCGAAGCUAGAACCGCUGCCUCAAUUUGAAUACAUGUCGCGCCUGUGCGUUUCUCUCCACGCGACCAAUUCGAUAUGGCUGAAAACAUUUCUUAGGAGUUGCCCUAAUCUGAGAUCCCUCAUCUUGGAACAAAUUGGUUAUGUGAAUUACCCUGAGCCACAAUCCGAGGAGGAGAGUCCCAAGUGUUUUCUUUCGUCUCUCGAGUUUGUUGAUAUCUACUUUUCAUCUCAAGGACGUUAUAUAGACAUGAAGUUGGUAAGUUACAUCCUUGAGAAUUCAGCAAUCCUCAAGAAACUCACUCUAAGUUGGGAUCAUCAUUCAACAAAAGGUGAAAUCAUUAAGGAACUGCUCAAAAUCCCAAGACACUCUACCAAAUGUGAAGUUGUCAUUCUUGGUUUUAAAAGGCAAGCGCCUUUGUCGCCAUGGUGCAAGGCUCACCAAGGAGAAGGCCCUGACGCUACAUACCUCUAA